Penicillium antarcticum is the source of this 1026-nucleotide messenger RNA. RefSeq lists its product as uncharacterized. The transcript has a single exon. Gene Ontology annotation, biological process: lipid biosynthetic process. Lineage: Eukaryota; Fungi; Ascomycota; Eurotiomycetes; Eurotiales; Aspergillaceae. Bases 1 to 1026 code for a protein of 341 amino acids. The record is from RefSeq and is a predicted model, not a curated record.
AUGACAGAAAUGGCAGUGGGAAAAGCCUACCUAGCCGGUGAAAUCCAAGUAGAAGGCGACCUAGGCGCCCUCUUCAACGCACGUGCGAGCCUCGAAGAAAAAGUCCCCCUCCGCCAAAAGAUCCAAUUCAUAUAUGACUUCGUCCGAACCGUGACAAGCAUGAACGCCAAAGCCAUAAAGGCGCACUACAGCCUCGGCGACGACUUCUACCUCAAAUUCCUCGAUACGAAAUACCGCUGGUACACACACGCUCUAUUCCAAUCCCCCGAUAAUACACUCGAGCAAGCAGCCGAGAACAAAAUUGAUUUCGUGUGGAAAGCGCUCGAUCUCAAGGCUGGCAUGAAGAUCCUUGAUAUCGGCGGUGGAUGGGGAGGUGUUACGGAGUUCUGUGGUGCACGCGGUGUACACGUUACGACGUUGACACUUGGUGCCGAUCAGGCUCGGUAUGUGCAGAAGAUACUUGAGGAUGGGGGUCUGCCUGGUCAAGUCUUUCUUGAGGAUUUCUUUGAGCAUAAGCCUGCUGAGCGGUAUGACCAUGUUGUCACGUUUGGUGUUAUUGAGCAUAUGCCCAACUACCGUCGAUUUGCGCGUGGUGUGUGGGAUGUGCUGAAGCCUGGUGGCAAGAUGUAUCUUGAUGGCUCGGCUGCUGUGGAGAAGUUUGCUGUGAGUGCUUUUACGCGGGAGUAUAUCUGGCAGGGAACGCAUACAUUUAUGACGGUUCAGGAUGUUCUUGCUGAGUUUUUGUAUCAUGGGUUUGAGGCUUUGGAGGUUGUUAACGAGAGCAAGGAUUAUGAGCUUACUAUGUUGGAGUGGGCGAAGAGGAUGGAUGAAGCUAAGGAUUUCGUCGUUGCUGGUUGGGGAGAGGAGUGCUAUCGUAUUCAUCGGUUGUACCUGUGGGGCGGAAUGCAUUCGUUCAAGACGGGGUCUUUGCAAGCUUAUCACUUUGUUGCAAGGAAGACUGAGUCUCUUGGGCCGAGACCUUCUCUUCCUAGGAGAGUUCGGCAGUUUUUGGGUAAUCUUCGUUGA